CUAUAAAAUCGCCGGAGCCAAACUCAGCAGUCAGUGUUGCGGUGGGUGCUGUCAACCCAGCAGUUGUCUCUCUGCGUGCGUUCGCGUGUAUGCUGUGUAGAGCCGUCAUGAUGCUGCCAUUGUUAAUCGCACUCCUCACUGCUGUUGCCGUUCAGGGGAGCCCAGAGGAAGCAAAACUGUUUGAUGAACUCUUCGAUGGCUACAACAAAGAUGUCCGACCGGUGGCGACACCUAGCGACAUGCCUAUCGACACAGUGGAUGUCCAAUUCGGAAUGACCCUAACUAGACUGAGUAACGUUGACAUCCGAGCUCAAGAGAUCUCUAUCCAAGGAUGGCCGAAAAUGGUACGUUGUCAU
Molecule: messenger RNA, 356 nt
Organism: Priapulus caudatus
Lineage: Eukaryota; Metazoa; Priapulida; Priapulimorpha; Priapulimorphida; Priapulidae
Product: acetylcholine receptor subunit alpha-like 2
Exons: 3
Biological process (GO): monoatomic ion transport
Cellular component (GO): membrane
Molecular function (GO): extracellular ligand-gated monoatomic ion channel activity
Source: RefSeq, a predicted model, not a curated record